UUCGUUCAGGGUUACAGAAAAUAAUGCCGUAGAGAAAAGCUCCUCCUCCUCUCUGUUUUGAGUUUAUAUAUAUAAAUAUAUUUUUUUUUUUUUUACAAGCCAAAGGUUCGAUAAUCGUGUGAAAAGUAGAACCAAAGUGGAAUAAAACAAACCUGUUGGAUAUCUGGAAACCCCGGAGUGGGAUGGCGAGGUCGUGCGCUGAGCUUUGAGGACCGUUGCUGGGUUUUUUUGUGCUUUUUUUCGGUGGUAUAAAAACUUGUCUGGCAGAGAAGAGAGGAGAGGAGAGGAAAGCAAGCAAGCAAGCAAGCAAGCAAGCAAGCGUGGCUGGAAAAGAGAUCGUGGAUCGUUCAAACUUGAAAUGGAUGAUGUGGAUACAGUAGCAAGUCAAAAACAACACUGGGCAGAAUGAAGGAGUGGACCCAGCAGCUGAUGUAAAGAAAAUGGGUGUUAAUGCAUCUAGCUACCCUCACUCGUGCUCCCCUCGGACUGGGGGAAACUCACAGACGCAGCAGACAUUUAUAGGAACCUCAUCCUACUCCCACCAGGGCUAUGGCUGUGAGUCGAAGCUCUACAGCCUGGAACAUGGGCACGAGAAACCACAGGACAAGAAGAAGAAGUCCUCUGGGCUGGCCACGCUCAAGAAAAAGUUCAUCAAGAGGCGCAAGUCAAGCCGCUCGGCUGACCAUGCCAAGCAGAUGCGGGAGCUGCUCUCUGGGUGGGACGUGCGGGAUGCCAAUGCCCUGGUUGAGGAGUACGAGGGCACCACUGCCCUUAAGGAGCUUAACUUCCAAGCCAGCCUGGCCCGGCCAGAAAACCUUAGGUUGCAGAAAGAUCUGUCUGAUCUUUACGAGUACAAAUACUGCACCGAUGUUGACCUGUUAUUCCAGGACACCUGCUUCCCCGUGCAUCGGGCCAUCCUGGCCGCGCGGUGUCCGUUUUUUAAGUCCUUGCUUUCCUCUUCUCCAGAAUACGGGGCUGAAAUCAUGAUGGACAUCAACACAGCUGGGAUUGACAUGCCCAUGUUCUCUGCGCUGCUGCACUAUCUGUACACAGGGGAGUUUGGUGUUGAGGAGUCACGCUUCCAGAACGUGGACAUCCUGGUACAGUUGAGCGAGGAGUUUGGGACGCCCAACUCCCUGGAUGUAGACAUGCGGGGCCUUUUCGAUUAUAUGUGCUACUACGACUCCGUCCUCAGCUUCUCAUCGGACUCUGAGCUUGUGGAAGCCUAUGGGGGGAAUCAGGGCUGUCUAGACGAGGAGCUGAGGGCCCACAAGGCAGUUCUUUCAGCUCGCUCUCCCUUUUUCCGCAACCUCCUCCAGAGGAGGAUACGGACUGGAGAGGAGAUUACAGACAGGACACUGCAGACCCCCACUAGGAUUAUCCUGGAUGAGUCCAUCAUCCCCAAGAAGUACGCCAAGGUCAUCCUGCACUGCAUGUAUACCGACAUAGUGGACCUCUCCUAUGUCCUGCACUGCAGCCCCUCGAUCGGUAGCCUGAGUGAAGUUCAAGCCCUGGUGGCAGGGAAGGGGAACAUGAGCCGGGCCGAGGAAGCUAUGGAGCUGUAUCACAUAGCCCUCUUCUUGGAAUUCAACAUGCUGGCACAAGGCUGUGAAGAUAUCAUUGUGGAGAGCAUCUCUCUUGAUUCCUUAAUCGUCAUCCUGAGGUGGAGUUCUCAGCCCUACGGGUCGAAGUGGGUCUAUCGACAGGCCCUACAUUUCCUCUGCGAGGAGUUUAGCCAGGUCAUGACCUCCGACAUUCUUUAUGAGCUCAAUAAAGACGACUUGCUUACCGCGAUCCAGUCUGACUAUCUACAGGCAAGUGAGCAAGAUAUCCUCAAAUAUGUCAUCAAGUGGGGAGAGCACCAGCUUAUAAAAAGAAUGGCAGACAGAGAACCCAACUUGCUGAGUGGCACAGCUCACAGUGUGAACAAGCGGGGAGUGAAACGGCGAGAUCUGGAUAUCGAGGAGCUGAAGGAGAUUCUGUCGCCUCUGCUGCCCUUUGUUCGUAUUGCGCACAUACUGCCCACCAACAGUGAGGUCCUCUCAGACACCAUGAAGAGAGGAUUGAUCAGCACUCCUCCAUCAGACAUGCUGCCCACGGCUGAGGGGGGGAAAGCCAGUGCCUGGCUACGGCAGAAGAAUGCUGGCAUCUACGUCCGUCCUCGGCUCUUCUCCCCAUAUGUAGAAGAGGCCAAGGCUGUUCUAGAUGAGAUUAUGGUGGAGCAGACUGACCUGGUUCGAUUGCGGAUGGUGCGAAUGUCUAACGUGCCUGACACGCUCUACAUGGUGAACAAUGCAGUGCCCCAAUGUUGCCACAUGAUAACCCACCAGCAAAUCAGCAGCAGCCAGUGCAACCCUCCCACUGUAGUAGCCAAUGAAAUACCUGUCCCCAAGCUGCAAGUUGUGAAAGACAUGAUCCGAAGGCUACAGGAGCUACGACACACAGACCAGGUUCAGAGAGCUUACGCUCUGAACUGUGGAGAGGGAGCCACGGUGAGCUACGAGCUCCAGAUCAGAGUGCUGCGGGAGUUUGGGCUACCUGAUGCUGCAGCAGAGCUCCUGCAGAACCCACAUAAAUUCUUCCCCGAGGAGCGCUUUGGCGAUGAGAGCCCAGUUCUGUCAGUACGCCAACAUGGCCACUGUCGGAUUAACAGCACUCCAACAGUGGAAAGCAUGUUUACUGACCUGGAGUCCUUCACUGCCUUCCACCCGCCACUGCCCCCUCCGCCCCCUCCCUACCACCUCCCUGUCACACCCAGCCAAGGACAGCUGCAGGCUGGGUGGAGACCUCGAAUCCCCUGCCAGCCCCCCUCACGCUCCUUGUCUUACCCCUGUAACCACUCCCUGCUGCACCUGCGGCCCUCGUCCAAGCAUGGAGUCCCCACCUACCCUUCAGGAGCCAAAGCCAUCCCGCCCGACUGCACCAACACAGCAGGAAUGGGACAGACCCUUCAUCCAGAGAAACAGGGCAACAUGGAGCCUGUGAUCAAUGAGUUCAUGCCGGACAUUGCCAUGGGAGUGUCAGCCAUGAACCUGAAAGAGAGGAGAAUGCCAGAGCUGACUGUGGACGCUGAAGGACACGUGGGGGUAGCCGAGCAGCAGCACCAACAGACCACCUCAGCAGCUGCCUCACAUUAUCAGCCUUCUGCAAUCUGCCACCCCAGCAGGCACGGUCACAACUCCCGAAAAAAACAUGCCAUCGAGCAAAAAGCUGAGGGCCGCCAGGAGUACCCAGACCUUUACGACUUCACCUGUCGAGUAACCACUCCGGCCUCCAGCCGCCAUACACCUUCCCCUUCACAGGGAACAUACACCGGGCCUGACCUCUACAGUCACAGCCGGCCCUCCCCGGGCUCCCUGCCGCCCUCUUAUCUCCCUGAUAUGCGCUCCCAAAGGCCUGGCUCUGACCCGCUGCACCUGGAUGUGCUGGAGCAGCCCCCACAGCGGCUUGACUUGGCCCUGGCAGCACAGAACUCCUCUGCCGCGGGGGCCCAUGGGGUGGUCAGGGUCAGGUCCAAAAACGAGACAGAUCUGACAUGUGGUCUGGGUUCUGGGCGGGCCUCAGAGACUUAUGAGGAGCGCCCCCCUGGCCGGAGGUCAGCCCCUGACAGUACAGGGGGGUCAUUGGAGCCCACAGGAGCCUUGCAUCCACAUAGGAACAGUGCUAGUGAGGAGGCAAUAGCCAGCAGAGAGCGCAGGUCACCAAACAAGCCUGAUUACCAGUACAAGAAAUCUGCACUUUAAAAAUCAUAUAUAUAUAUAUAUAUAU
Messenger RNA from Polyodon spathula (Mississippi paddlefish), 3768 nucleotides. It is a transcript of the gene btbd7, whose product is annotated as BTB (POZ) domain containing 7. Bases 441 to 3743 code for a protein of 1100 amino acids. Gene Ontology annotation, biological process: morphogenesis of a branching epithelium. Gene Ontology annotation, molecular function: protein binding. The transcript has 11 exons. NCBI's taxonomy places the organism in Eukaryota, Metazoa, Chordata, Actinopteri, Acipenseriformes, Polyodontidae. The record is from RefSeq and is a predicted model, not a curated record.